Molecule: messenger RNA, 1665 nt
Organism: Yamadazyma jaroonii
Lineage: Eukaryota; Fungi; Ascomycota; Pichiomycetes; Serinales; Debaryomycetaceae
Source: the annotation of a GenBank genome assembly
AUGAGCAAGCCAAGUAAGAAGGGUAAAGGUAAAAGCAAUCUUGAACGUGGGCGAGAGGUUGACUCUGUAUUAUCGUUCAAUAACUUUGACUACGAUUAUUCUAAUCCUCGAUCAACUUACUUAACAUUAUCGAUUGUAUUGUUGCCUUCAAUUUUAGCAAUUGUGAUACCCGUGAUUCCCAAUAGCCCUUCUAACAAUGAUAUUGCCGUGUUAGUUACCGACACGUUGAUUGUUAUUCUUAUGACAUUCACGGUUAAGUAUGUGAUUGAGUGGCCAUGGAAUUGGUUGAGGAAGAUUAGAUCCUCCAAGGAAAAUAUCUUGAACAACAUAAACUCCAAAUACCUCAUCCACAAUAAAGACAAAUCCAAGUUUCAAUCUCAAUUGAAUGGAAAGAUCAUCUUGAUAAGAAGAUUCAUCAAGUACGAAACUAUAGCUUUAGGAACAGGGGUCUUCAGUCAUUGCUUAAGUUCUUUGCUUAUGAUAUGGACCCGAAAUUAUAUCAUUGUAGAGGAAACAAGGAAAAAUAUAGUUUUCAGUGAUUUGAACGUUGGUUUAUUCUUCAUUUGGGGCUGUUUCAAAAUACUUUUGGUCUUUCUACAAAAACUCAAAGAUGCAUCUCUAGCAGGGGAAGAUGAGUAUAAUCUUAUAAAUGAAUGGAAUUUGGACGAAUUCUAUGUUUUAAGAGUCGAUGAACAAGAUCACGUAGAACGGACAGAAGUCUCCAGAGAAGAUCCAGUACAAGUACCAGACCCGAUCAAGGAGCAACAAUCUCCUAUGGAAAGGAAGAUAGACGAAUUGAUGAAACUUUACGAAAAAAUGAAUGAAGCCAAAAAUAAUCAAAUGCAGACUUUUCUUAUGAGUAGUACUUUAAAGGAGACAAGAAAGAGACAACAUUUGCCACGGGAUGAAAAUCAAAAAAGAUAUCAUUCCAUAGGCAGCAGUUUGAGUACCAUUUUCGAAGAUAAUGAAUUGAAGCAGGUUCAGCCAAGGAAACCGAUAACGUUAGAUUAUUCUUUACAUGGAUUGCCUAGCAAAUCAAGAUUUAGACAAAUUGUCACUCGUGAAGAAUCCAUCAAAGAUAUCCUGGAAGUGUCUGAUAUACCUCUGGACCGCUUUCGUGAGUUGAUAGAAGACGUGAUAUCAACGAUGAAAGAUAUCAGAGAUCAAUACACAAUGUCUGACCUUUUCUAUCAACCUAUUAUCAUUCGGAAAAUCUUUUACAACGACGUAUUUCCUUUGAUAUUGAAAAUCGAUAAUUCCUCGCUUAAGAUAUUCCAGAAAACCAUCAUUAUCAAAACAGUUAUUCGGGAGAUUAUGGAUAAACACUUUGUGGGAAAUAUCCGAUCUCUUACUUCCUACAUGUAUUCUUUACUAGAAAAGUAUCUAGGCUCAUGUAAGAAGAUUGUCAAGUUCUUAAUCUUUGUGAAUUUCGAGAUUCCCAUAAGAAUUCUUAUUCGAACUGAAUACCUAAUUUUGUCCAUACCCAAAAGAGCUGUCAGCGUAUUAAAAUACCCCUUCGUUAAACUUAGUGAAGAAGAAUUCAAAGCAAGAGAAUUCAAUUUACAACCCAAAUUCGAUAAGAAAAAAGAAAACCAGAUAAGCGCAAUGAAGAAAUUGAAUCAAAAAUGGGGCUCAUCAGUCCCCAGAAAUCUUCAAGAUCAGUGA